UUACUUUUCAGCCUCAGACAGAAUCAUUUGUAGAUCACGUGAGUCAACGUGUUGUGAAAAGGUUAUUGCAAAAUGAACAAUUAAGAGUCAGAAUGCAGCCUAACGAAGAACUAAUGAAAUGCAAAUCAGUUCAAGAACAUGACACAAUUCCUUUUUGGACCCUUGGGCACAAUAGAGUGCAUAAGUGUGAAAGGUGUAACUGUACGAGGCGAUGUAAUUGCAUUUGCCAUUCUCAAAACCAGUGGAGUAACCUUGACAAAAGGAGAGAUAAAAAGAGUAAAAUGCAUUCCGACACAAGGAGAAAUAAAGAGUCGUCCAAAUGGCAAAACACAAAGGAAGAUAUACAGUUAUUCGGGGCUACUGGGGGUGAUCCAGAUGAAAGUCCCAGUGAUGAUCCGUCUAGUGAUGAUGAUGACAGUAACGGUAACAAUAGGGGGCGCUAUGAGAAAAAGAAAAAAGACAAAAGAAUAUGGAAGAUAGAUAAAGAUGCAUGGCUCAAGUGUAUCAAGGAAGGAGGCGAUUUUGAACAUCAGGCGGAAAGUUUAUUAAGUGAAAGAAAGUUGCCAGAUCAAAUUGCGCUGAACGCUAUAAGAUCAAAGUGCACACAUUAUUCCUCAGUUAUUUCUAAAAUUUGCGAUAAGGUAUGCGUUUAUAUCAAGAAGAAGUCAGAAAACAUUGCACAUGUUUGGGCUGCUACACAAUCAAAGGAUUCCUUGCCUAGUAAUAAUGACAUUGUUUUCGUUGUACUGACAACAGAUACAACAGUUCAAAUAAACGAAGAAAACUUUUUAAUAUAUCAAAGACAUUUCUUGCAAGUCGAUGAUACCGACCUGAACAAAGAAAUAGAAAUAAUGGAAUACAAUAAUCUGCCAACCUCAGAAGAAAUUGAUAAACUUGAGAAAUGUUUGAAAGAAAAUGCAAAAUCGUUGAUGAAUGACCAUAGCAACCUUACUAGGGUGACAGCAAGUUGGUUCAGAACAGAUAGUAAUGAUACAGAACACCUAUCAUUAAGAAAAGAAUUGUGUAUUGCACUCUAUGUCCACAUUAAAGGAUAUAUACCAGUGGGUGAGAAACAUUUCCCACCUGAAAUUGGAGGAUUUCCAGUGGUUGUCCGAGAGGGCAUUUUUACACUUUGUAGAGGUUCAAAAGAGUAUCAUGAAAAUGUGAAGAUGGGUUGUGAAAUCAGUGCAGAAAUGUCUGGUACUCUUGGGGCAUUCAUAGAAUUUAAAGAUGAUAAUCAUUUAUAUGGGCUCACGUGUGCACAUGUUGUAUUUUGUCGUGAAAAAUUUGAGAUUUUGCUUCAAAACGGAGUAUUUGAAGAAGUUAUAGAUGUUUGGCAACCUGCAGCCCAUAAUGCAAAUUGUCAACCUCUUGGCAAAACAGUGUUGGAAGUUUAUAAAAGUGGAGGAAAUGGCAUUGCAGGAAUGGAGUUUGCGCUGAUAAAAAUCUAUCACAACAGAAGGCCUACUGAAGGCACAUUCCCCGAUGACUCUGAUUAUUUGUCAGCAGGAUUUGGGCAAGACUCGCCUUUUGUAUUUACUUCAGGAAAUACUAAAAACACAACAAAUAUCCCGUUUCCAUCAGUGUAUAAAUACGGUUCUGAAAGCAAACUCACACAAGGGGUGUGUCGAGUAAAUGGUGCAUCAGUUCGACCAUUGAAAUUAGAAGGCAACAUUCUGAAUACUGAAAUAGUUUUGCACGAUCAGAUCGAAAUAACGAAUGCAGGAACACAAUUUGAAACACCAUUUGGUGUAGAUGGUGAUUCAGGUGCACUUGUUUUUGUUAAAGAUGAAAACAGAGAGCUUACUGCGUUAGGAAUGUUUGAAGGGUAUUUCGAGAAAACGAGCAUACAUGUCUGUUCGCCAAUCGACGAUAUCCUUAACGAAAUAAGCCGGAUUUAUAAAAGACAGUGCUGGUUAAAAAGAUUUGUACCAUUUGAUUCACGAACAAAUGAUCCGCGGAUACAUUUUCAGCUGCAUGAUACAGUAAUGUCACUUUCCGGAAGUGUGUCUCAACUGCAUGAGAGAUUUGAGUUUCUUGAUCAAGGUUUAGCUCAAGAUUUAGCAAAACAUAAACAAGAAAUAUCAAAUGAACUAGAAAAGCAACAUGACGAACAUCUAAAAA
Molecule: messenger RNA, 2124 nt
Organism: Ruditapes philippinarum (Manila clam)
Lineage: Eukaryota; Metazoa; Mollusca; Bivalvia; Venerida; Veneridae
Exons: 5
Source: RefSeq, a predicted model, not a curated record